Messenger RNA from Toxorhynchites rutilus septentrionalis, 947 nucleotides. Its product is annotated as transmembrane protein 234 homolog. The record is from RefSeq and is a predicted model, not a curated record. Bases 64 to 528 code for a protein of 154 amino acids. NCBI's taxonomy places the organism in Eukaryota, Metazoa, Arthropoda, Insecta, Diptera, Culicidae. The transcript is spliced from 3 exons.
CGUCGUUUAUCUCUUAUACUGCUUAAAUCUUUACUGUUAUUUAUAUUUCUGUAAUGAUGAAACAUGUCUCCGGAACAGCCAGAUAUUGUAUCCGGUAGCGAUUUCAACGAAAUCAACCACUCGGUUGAUGCGUUCUCGCUGCUGUUAAUUAUUCUAGUAGCCGUCUUUUGGGGCGCUACAAAUCCGUUCAUACGACGAGGUACACUCGGCUAUAACAACAUCAAAUCAAACACAAAGUUGGGACAACUUUGGUUGGAGUUGAAGUUCCUGGUUUCACGCUGGCAGUAUCUUCUAGCGCUGGCCAUCAAUCAGUGUGGAAGUGUCAUUUAUGUAUUUGCACUUCGGCGGACGGAACUAUCGCUGAUAGUUCCGAUGUGCAAUUCGCUUACGUUUGUAUUCACCGCUGUGGCUACGAAAUUGCUCGGGGAACAGAGCGCUGGUUGGAAUUAUUUUAUUUUAGAAACGUACCUUGGAAUGAUGCUUGUCAUAUCGGGAACAACGUUAUGUAGCAUAGAGAAAAUAAUGUGAUAUUAAAACGUUUUUAUUAUUAGUUAGAUAUGGUUUAGAAAUAUUUGUUGAAAUUUAAAACGUGUUUACUGUCCACGAUGAGGGGGGAGGGGUUUAGAUUAUGUCCACGUGGACACGUGAAAUAUUUGAAAAAAUCUCAUCAAUCCAUCAAGGAAUGACAGAGCAAUAAGCGUUUGAAAUUGGACAUUUUUCACGAUGCGAUCGAUUUUCGUUUUUCAAUUUGUACCCCCAAUGUGUUCCCGAAAGACGUAAUCCUACGUCAAAAACUAUCAUUUUUGCAUUCAACAAUACGUGAAAUCUGUUCUGCAUUUCCAAGAAAGGCCAUAAAUCUCAAUAAAAAGUUGAUGGGUCUGAGCCUAGGGGCAGGGACGGGAUCUUGACAUAGGACUGUAAUUGUGUGUAGUAAUUGCAUUUAAAUU